AUGCCAGAAGCAUUUCGUCCGCGUUCUAGUUCCGGUUUCAAGGAUUCGGUUAUUUUGGCUUUGAGCCGCAAGAAAAGGAAGUAUAGUAAAAGCGAAGAAUGGUCAUUCCCUCUGCGGUCGUUGAAACGACGACGAGAAGCUGAACAACAGUGGCAACCGUCGUUUUCCUUAGCUGACCGGACACCGGAGCCUGUUGACAAGUGGACUUUCGAAAUUUGUGUCUCUGAAUGUUCUCACCUAGCAGAUAAUACCGACUGGUCAUCGUCGACGUCAUCGAUUCAAAGGCUACCCACCAUCACCUCUCCUCUUCCGAAGACCGAAGAGCGAAAAGCUGUAUUCUUGGAUUCAAAAUGCCCAGUCACAAACCCAGACAAACCUCUUCCGGCAAAGAGGCUGAAGCGAAACGGCGCUCUUCUGCGUCGUCUGCUUACCCGUGAACCGCGCAGUCCUCCGACGGAUUUAACAAAAAUUGACUGGGUUCGCAGAGACGGCUUGUCCUUCAGAAUGAGUAUGCCGAUUUUCCAGUAUCAUCCAAAACCGGCCGUACCUGUGAUACAUUACAGUGAAGAACGCGCCAAAAGAGCGCAGCAGUACUUUCAAAACCGGGUGGAAAAGUUGCUGUUCAAGCCAAAAAUGGAACUGCCACCAACGACCACAGCAGAACAAUCCCGACAAUGGGAGCUAAUGACUCCGUCUGUGGCACCUGCGGUGGUUUCUUUGACCCCCUCCUCGACCAUAUCCGUCGUCGGUUCGCAGAGCGUUAUCGACACCGGGGAAUCAAUAUGCUACACCGCCCGUAAAUAUAUUCUCGGCUACUGUGUCUUCUCAAUCGCAACCAAGGUCAAGGUCGAAGAGCAGACGACGAAGGUAUAA
Soboliphyme baturini is the source of this 873-nucleotide messenger RNA. The record is from the annotation of a GenBank genome assembly. Lineage: Eukaryota; Metazoa; Nematoda; Enoplea; Dioctophymatida; Soboliphymatidae.